Centrocercus urophasianus (Greater sage-grouse) is the source of this 11958-nucleotide messenger RNA. RefSeq names its product CD109 molecule (gene CD109). The transcript has 32 exons. The record is from RefSeq and is a predicted model, not a curated record. NCBI's taxonomy places the organism in Eukaryota, Metazoa, Chordata, Aves, Galliformes, Phasianidae. The coding region runs from base 1 to 4836 and encodes 1611 amino acids. Gene Ontology annotation, molecular function: endopeptidase inhibitor activity. Gene Ontology annotation, cellular component: extracellular region.
AUGAGAGCACGCCGACAUGACCUUAUUUUGCAGACACCGGGCACCGAGGCCAACCCACCCAGAGCGCCGUUACCAAUCGCUUCGCGUUCGGGAGCUGCGGUGAUCGCAGCCUCCGAGCCACCGCCGCCUCUCUCAGACGCGACCGGAGCUCGGCACAUAGCGGCGGCCCUGCGGGCUGCCCUCAGCCGUCCGCCUGCCCCCCGCCUCUCCCCCAGGCCGGCCUCGGGAACGCCCCGCAGGGCACUCGGGCGGCAGCCGUCGCGGCGUGACUCACGGCGGGGCCUCUCCUCCCCCUCCCCGCCCGGGACGGCCCGCGCAGCGCAGCGGACGCGUAGCUCGCAGAGCCAUGGCGCGGAGCCGCGCCGCUGUUCGCCUUCUCCUCCUCUUCCUCAUGUGCGGCUCCGCCGCGGCUGGGUACGUGGGGCAGAGGUGGGCGGCCGGGCUGCCCGGGGAACAUCGCCCCCGGCCCGGGGUCUGCGAGAGGACGGCUCGGAACGCGUCCCGUUGGCUGGACGCAUGCCGCUGUCUGGGCUAACGCAUCUCUCCCGCUCUCUCUUUUGCAGACCUACGUUCCUGGUGGCGGCUCCCUGGAACAUCAGGCCCGGAGCCAGUGUCACCGUCGGGGUGGCCCUACUGCCCGGCAGCCCCGCGCAGGUCGCCGUGCGGGGAGCGCUGCUCAGGGACAAUCAGACCGUGCUCAGCAGGGAGCUGAUCUUCGAGAGAGAUUCCUUUGGGACUCUUGUUCUUCCAAUAUUGCCAUUGGAAAGUGCUUCUGGGACUUAUGAAUUACUGGUGGAAGGCCAUGCUGAUGGCCAGCGUGUCUUCUCUAACCGUACCAGCUUGAUAUACACAGCAAAGAGUAUCUCUGUAUUCAUUCAAACUGAUAAAUCUACAUACAAACCAGGACAGGAUGUCAUGUUUCGGAUUGUCACUGUCUAUCCUGAUCUCAAACCUUACAAAGCUUCUCUAAAUAUAUAUGUACGGGACCCUCGGAAGAAGUUGAUUCAGCAGUGGUUGCUGGAGGAGGGUGAUUUAGGUGUAGUUUCAAAAAAAUUUCAGUUAUCAAAGAAUCCUCCACUAGGAGACUGGUCCAUAGAUGUGGAAGUAAAUGGUCAAGUACAUUAUCAAAGUUUUAAAGUGAUAGAAUAUGUUUUACCAAAAUUUGAUGUUACAAUAACAACACCAUUAUACUACUCCUUGAGAGAGAAAGAUGUAAGUGGUGUUGUCACUGCAAAGUAUACAUAUGGAAAGCCGGUGAAGGGAAAUGUGACAGUCACCUGUCUGUCUGUCUCUUACUGGACAAACAAGAGGAACAUAACAAAAACAAUGGAGAUAAAUGGAUCUGUGAAUAUUACUUGUAACAAGCUCAUGUUGCAAAACUUGAAUGGGGAUCAGUCGUGGCACCAUGGUGAUGAUGAUUACACUGAGCCAGUAGAAAUCAUUGCUGUGGUUACUGAGUCACUUACAGGAAUCUCUCAGAAUUCAAGUACUAUCAUAUUUCCAAAGCAAAGUGACUAUUUCAUUGAAUUUGUGGACUACUCUAGAGUCAUAAAACCUUCUCUGAAUUUCAUCGCUACUCUAAAGGUGACACGUUCUGACAGCAACCAGCUGACAACUGAAGAGAGGCAAAAUCUUGUCACAGUCACUGCACAACAGUCGGACCUGUUUUUUCACCACUCUUCACUUUCUCACUUUGAGAAUGAGGCAACAGAGGAGAGAAAUAAGACGAUCCAUGUCCUGAAUUACACAGUCCCACAAAAUGGAAUUAUUGAUAUUGAGUUUCCAAUCCUAUCCAAUACAAAAACUUUGAGAGUUCAGGCAGAGUUCCUCAACAGUAAGACUGACAUAGGCGUUUAUGAUGUGUUCAGCUCUCCCAGUGAAACUUACCUCCAGGUUAAAACAAAGAGCCAAGAAGUGAAGGCUGGGAAACCUUUUGAACUAAAUAUUGAAAGCAACAAGCCAGUAAGAGAGUUCCAUUACCUGGUGUUAUCUAAGGAACAAAUUAUGACUUCUGGCACAAUGGUUGAAAAAACAUUCAAUUUAACAGCAGAAAAUUCCUGGGCUCCUCUGGCAUGUAUACUUGUAUUCUAUGUUGAUGAACAUGGAGCAGUUGUAAAUGAUGCUCUUACAAUCCCUGUUCAGCCUGCUUUGGACAACAAGAUUAAGAUUUCUUGGAGCAAAGAUAAAGUCAAACCGUCUGAGAAAGUGUCCCUUAAGAUCAGUACAACAGAUCCAGAAUCAGUAGUUGGACUUGCAGUUGUUGAUAAAAGUACAAAGCUUCUAGGAGACAGUAGUGACAUAACUGAAGAUUCUGUAUUUCAUGAACUCAAUUUAUAUAAUACAGCACAGUAUUUCCCCCUUGUCAGAGGUUCCUUUGGUGUCUUUCAGAAAUGCAGCCUUUGGGUAUCAACUGAUGCAAUUCUUGAGGAGGAUAAAGAACAUUUUCUUUAUGAUGGAAUGAUACCCAUAGAGGAUGGCUUUGGUGAUGAUCUGCCAGUAGCUAGAGAUGGACCUCUAGAUUUUAGCACUCCGUAUGUAAGGACGUAUUUUCCAGAGACUUGGCUUUGGAUUGAUACCAAAACUAGAUCUGAUGCAGAUACCACAAUGGAAGUCACUGUACCUGAUACCAUCACGUCCUGGGUAGCCAGUGCUUUUGUGCUUUCUAAAAACGGCGGUCUUGGAGUGACAACUGUUCCAGCAGAGCUAGAAGCUUUUCAACCUUUCUUUGUUUUUCUGAACCUUCCAUACUCUGUCAUCAGAGGAGAGCAGUUCGUUUUGGAAGUGAAUAUCUUUAAUUAUUUGAAAGAAGAAGCCGAGGUUAAUGUGAUCCUGGAUAUGAAUGAUGCUUUUGAAAUUAUUCUAACAUCCAAUGAAAUAAAUGCUACAGGAAAUCAACAGUCUAUAUUUGUACCAAGUGAAGAUGGAAAAACUGUUCAAUUUCCAAUCAAACCAAAACAGCUGGGAGAGAUUCCCAUCAAAGUGACAGCAAUAUCGUCUGCUGCUUCUGAUGCUAUCAUCCAAAAAGUUUUAGUAAAGGCUGAAGGAUUGGAACAAACAUAUUCUCAGACACUCCUUUUGGAUUUAACUGGGGGUAAACAACAAGCAGUGAGAAAAACUUUGGAUUUCACUUUUCCUUCUGAUGUUGUAAGUGGUAGUGAAAGAGUGCAGGUCACUGCUAUAGGUGAUUUACUUGGACCUUCAAUCAAUGGUUUGUCAUCAUUGAUUAAGAUGCCUUAUGGCUGUGGUGAACAGAAUAUGAUCAAUUUUGCUCCAAAUGUUUAUAUUUUGCAAUACCUUACUAAAACGAGACAGCUGAGAGAGGAUAUUCAAUCAAAAGCAUUAUCAUUUAUGAGAAAAGGAUAUCAAAGAGAGCUGCUUUUCCAGAGGGAUGAUGGCUCUUUUAGUGCCUUUGGAAAUGAAGAUCCCUCUGGGAGCACGUGGUUAUCAGCUUUUGUGUUAAGAUGCUUUUUUCAAGCUCGUCCAUUUAUAGAUAUAGAUAAAGAUGUACUCAUGGAUACAGCUAAAUGGAUUGUUGGACAUCAGAAAUCAAAUGGAGAAUUUCAGGAACCUGGCAAAGUUUUACACAGUGACCUUCAAGGAGGCACCAAUAAUCCAAUCACCCUCACAGCAUAUAUCAUGUCUUCUCUCCUUGGGUUCCAAGAUAAAGAGCAUGCUUAUGUCAUUAAGAGAGCUACAAACUUUCUGGAAGAUAAAUUAAAAGAAGGCAUUUCGGAUAAUUAUACAUUAGCAGUUGUGACGUACGCUUUGUCGUGGGCGAAAAGUACAAAAGCAAAGGAAGCCUUGAGUAUGCUGAAUGAGAGAGCAGAACAACAAGGAGAAUUUCGUUUCUGGACAACACCUGCUUCUGAAAUUUCUGAUUCCUGGCAGCCACGGUCCAUUGAUAUUGAACUUGCAGCAUAUGCUCUGCUCUCACACUUUCAUCAGGACAGGCUGGAGGAAGGGAUACCUAUUAUGAAAUGGCUAAGUCAGCAAAGAAAUCAUCUUGGAGGAUUUUCAUCUACACAGGACACUGUAGUGGCUCUGCAAGCCUUGAGUCUAUUUGCAGCUCUUACCAGUGCACACAAAACAGAAAUGGAUGUAACAGUUACUGCAACAUCUUUGGAAACCCCAGAAAUAUUUUCAAUUGACACUCAAAACCGUUUUCUGCUUCAAACCAAGGAGAUUCCCCCGGUGCAACCGAUCACAGUUACAGUUUCAGCAGAGGGAAGAGGAUUUGCUGUCUUUCAGCUCAAUGUUAUUUACAACACAAAACACACUGAUCGAAGUCUCAGAUCUGUCCAAAAACAGAAAGCUUUUGACUUGAAUGUUGAUGUAAAGGAUGAUAAAGAUGAUAUGAACCAUUUGACCUUGAAUGUGUGCACAAGGUACUUGGGGUCUGAUGCAUCUCCCAAUAGUGGUAUGGUCCUCAUGGAGGUUGGCUUACUCAGUGGUUUCUCUGUGUCACCAGAUUUCAUUCCAUUAGACAAUACAGUUAAGAAGAUGGAAAAGGAAAAUGGAAAAGUCAACCUAUACUUAGACACUCUAAAUGCAACACAGUUUUGUAUGGAUAUUCCGACUGUAAGAGACUUCAAAGUGGCAAAUAUUCAAGAUGCUUCUGUGAGUGUAGUGGAUUACUAUGAACCCAGGAGAAGAGCAGUGAGAAGCUACAAUUCAGAAGUAAUGCAAAGCAUAACCCCUUGUGACUUCUGUGAAAGUGACUGCAACCUUUGCCACCGAGCUGGUUCUCCAGCCCUGCUUCAGCACUCUUCCUUGGCUUCCUUGUUCUGCGUGCUGUUUGUCCUUCAUGUAAACUUGAUGUGCAGUUGGGUGCUGUAAGAGAAAACAUUGCUUCACAUCUAAUGUUUCCAUAAAUUAUCCAAAGAAAAUUUUAUGUUCAGAUACUAGCCUGCCUUCAGUGAUCACAGUGACCUAACUCCUGCUGUGUUCAAGGAGAGCAGGUCUGGCCCAUAUGGUAAAUUUCUGGCUGUGCCAGAAAACUUCUUUAAGUGUCUGCUGGAAAUACUUUCCAAGUGUUAGUUUCAUAUUGAAGUUAUUUUCUAAAGAAGCGAAGUUACUGAGAAAGCAGUUUGAGAAAAUGCAAACCUAGCUCCCCACUCCGGCUUCCUUUCAUCCUAGCUUUCAUUUUUGCAAAUAUAUAUUUAGAAAUAUACAUUACAUUAGUUUACAUUGCUCUUCUGAAAAACCACCUCCUUCCCUGGUAAACAGAGCAUUGGGAGCUGGGUAUCAGAGCUUGCAUUGUUGGGUUCUGCAGACAUGACACUUAAUAUUAGUAUUUAGCUUCUCUGUAUGCUCUCAUGGGGAGAAAUAUAAAAAAUAAAAGGAACUGGCUUCAGAGCUGAUCCAUGAGCCAAAAAGGACUGCGUUCACAAACUGCUGAACAUUCCAGAAAAUUAUCAGUCUUUUUUAAAUGAUUACAGAGAAGCCAGGUGAAUUUUUUGCCAAUUUGUGAUUAAUCAUGUUUGAAAAUAAUGCCUCCGGAUGUUUUCAUGGAUUUUACGCUGCAAGUCUUUCACUGUAAAUCAUCAAAGAAGGAGUCUGAGACUUUGUUUUUCCACGGUUCUCUUUCCUUGUGAGAAUACUUGUGUUCCCUGGCAUAUUUAUGGCCACUGGGAUGAAGAUUGCCUUGAUCCUUGUCUGCUUCAGGAAGUUUUCUGGAAGUGUCACUCUUUAGGGGAUCGUUUAUGUCUUGCGUAGACAAUAUACAAGUCUUUUUGACAAUAUAAGUGCCAUAACUCUUCAACAGCUGCUCUGUGCCAUGUCAGCUGGUUGACUCUGAGUGCCAUGUGUUCGUGUAAGUCCUGUUUUUGUUGAUGGAAAGGUUUUUAGGAGUUGUGAGCUCCACAUGCAUUCUGUUCAGUGAAACACUAAACAUAUUUGUAUGUUUACAUACAUCCUGGUAUAUUUAAGUGCCUUGCUGGAGUGGGAGGGAAAAGAAGGAUGGUGAAACCUUUUUGGAACAGCAGCCAUUUACACCCAAACCUUCUCUUUGUGCACUGGGAGAAUUAUAUGGAUGUGGAAAUGAGUACAUUUGAGAACCCUACCAGUGAGCAUCUUCCUGAAUGAAGCUCUUCACUGUCUGGCAAUCAUUUUAACCUUUUUGCAAACUGCCUUUGAUAUUUAAUGCUUACUUCUUUUUAACAAGAAAGCCAAUAACAUUUCUGCUUAUUGAAAUGAAGUUAAUUAUUGUUAUGCUGACUAUAAGAGUUAGAAAUUUUAAGGCUAUUUUUCUUUCUUUCAUAUCUUUCAGAGACGGAGUGUGUAUGUGUACACAUGUAAUUAUAUGGUAGUCACUUUCCUUGAGCAAUUUCUAAUUUUUAUUCAAAUUUUGCUACCGCUUAAAAUGUAUAUUUUUGUAUUUUAUGCUUAUGUGUAUUUUUGUUCAGAAAAGGAAAUUAGAUCAUGGUAGCAUGGGAAGAGGUCAGAAUUUCUUGAACCCUGUGCCUUUUUAAUAAUGAGUUAUAGCUUUUUGACUACAAAUCUAGUUUGGGUGUUAUUUGUUCUACUUUACCUGUACUUAGAAUUUGAAAUAUUUUUACAAACUUGGAAUUCUGUCUCUCUGACAGAGUUACGUUUUUUUUUGUAGUCAGUCUGUGCUUUUCACUUGUCAUUGGUGCCCCUUGAGUAGUUGAUUAGUGCCUUAUGAGUUUCUGUGCUGCUCUGAUCCUCUCAAAGUGAUAUUGUAUGUAUUGAAAUUCAAAGCACUAUUUAGUUGAUAGAAUGCAGAUGUAACCCCCUUGUAAGACAUGUCCUUGCUUAUAGGGAUCCAAAGCUAAGUGAAGCCAAGAUAGAAAAAUGACAUGGAUUUUUGUCUCAAACUCUUUACUCAUAGGAUUGAAUUGUGUCAAAUGUAAGAUGUGGAAAACGUUCACAUGCUAACCUAGAAUAUCUUUCACUAUGGGUUUCAAUUCCUGAUGAAGUAGGAUAGCAGAUAAUCUUUUGCCUUUGGGGACAGCAGCCUUGACAUCUCAUUUGCUUUCCUUUGCUAUAAUUUCAAGAACACAAAGCUCACAUGCUUUCAGUUAUGCUAUAGGUAGAGCUUCUAAGGCAGACAUAGAUAUCUGAUUGAUGUUAUAAUGAAGAGGUUUAUUUUUUACCGCAGAUGUGCUGGAAAUAACCUACUCCUUUGCAGUAGAUAGGAGGAAUAUAAUCAUAGUUUUAUUUUGCACGCAGUCCCAUCUUCCUGAAUACCCCCUGAAGAAAGAGACUCAAACUGCUCUGCCUAAUUUCAGAGAGAGCAACUUUUAUUAGUAUUACCUUGCAUUUGUUUUUGAGACAAACAACAUAUGUUUUUAAAUGACUCUUGGCUGUCUUGUACACCCUAGUAAGAGGCAUCAGUCAUAAUCCACUGCGUCACAGAAAUUGUUAUUCAGUGAACAAACAUCCUUUCUUAUUUUGUUUGUUUUCUAUAAUGUAGUAUUUCACUUCAGACAUCCAAAUCUGCUCUGUAGUAAGCUACUUUAAAGGCACCAUGUACAGCAUGACUUUAAACAAAUGUUUGUGUUAGGUGGCCUUAACUUCCAUACACUGCUGCCUUGAAAGAUGCCUUUAGUCACUUUGCACUGUGACUAUUUUCUUGAGUAAGUUGCAGAGGAUUUUGUAUUGCAUGUUGGCAGUGAAUGGGACAGAGGAAAGGCAAUAUUAUGUGGCACAAUGACUCAGUGUUUUCCUCUUUGUCGGAGCCUGUGCAUAAAUGCUCAUUAUGUGUAUUUUUUCCACUCAUCUGUACAGUCAGUUCUUGAUGUUAGAAAUUACUAGGAAAUCUUUUAGUAAAAAGUCUUUAGGAAAACAUUGAACAAAAUCUUUAAAAGCUUUAAAGUGGUGCUAAAAGCAGUCGGGAAAUGAUAUUUCAUAAUGGAGUCUUCCUAUUGCAUUGCCUGAACACUUUUUGUGUGGUUGCUCCUUGUUUGAAACCUGAGUACUCUCUGGUACAUCCAGUGCUCUUUUCAGCUCUAUGUUACCAAUGGAUAGUCUAUGUAGAACCAUUAACCUCAUAUUAAAUCAUCAAGAAAUAAUCAUUUAUUUAAGACUGGCUUUAAAGCAAAACCUUAAUGCAUUUUAAAGGAUCUCUCUCCUCUCUUGACUGCCAUCCUCCAUCCCACAGGUGAGCUUUUCUGUACAGAUGUCUCUGUGUAUGUCAUCUAGAAGCCUUCUGUGCUGAAUGCUGGUACACAACAGGAAGCGCUUGUCCUGUGACAAGUGCUGCGUAAUGUGUUCACAGCAACUUCAAGUUUGCCAGCACUGCUCAAAUGCCUGGUUUGUUUACCAGCUUGAUAUCUUUGUGCCCCAUUUACUUCUCAAACAAGAGCUUGUGGUUGUGCAAGAGGUUGUGCACAUCAGUGGCACACGAUAAAGGAGAAAACUAGCCACACCAGUGCAGGAGAAACUGAAGAGUCAGGAUCCAACAUUACUUGCCUAUCUUUGGCUUGAAUGUUGCUUGUUAAAAUUGGAUUUGAGUUUUUAGAAUUGCUUUCAGUAAAUUUUCAAAAUACUGUCCUAACAGUAUUUCUCCAAAUGUGUUCAGGUCGGUAUGAAUUUUGACAAUACUUGGUUGCAAGCAGAUUUAUGUAGAAAGCAUAUGUAUGUAUAUAGAUAGCUGUUAUAUAGGCUCCAGUGUACUACUGUGUGCAAUCUAUGUGCAAUUAAAGCAUACAAGAUCUUCAAAAAGUAGCCAAACAUUGUAUGAUAUUCUGUUUUGUAAAAUACAAAUCUAGAAUUUUUGGAAAGAUAUAUGUGGAAAGCAACUGAUGCCUAAUGGAAUCAUUUCUAGAUCUCAAACACUAACCAAAAAGGACAAAAUCACCCAUAUUAUUCAAUUUUAAUGGUCAAUGAUUUUCCUUAUAGCUUUUGUUUUUGUGAUACAAAUCUUUAUUCAGUAAACCAUCUUUGUGUAAGUACAGAGAAUACUUUCAGUUUUAUCACCAGUAAUUUAUAGGUAAAAAUUUUAUCACUAGUAAUUUAUAGAAAAAAAUAAAACAGCAGUUUUGUGAUCAGGCCUUUUGAGUUUGUAUUAGAUUCUCCUUUACCCUAUGUCAAAAUAAAUUUUACUUCAUUAUUAUUUCUUAUUCAGUUUAUUGUACUUUUGUGUGCCACUUGAAAAUAUCAUUGCACUAAUGCUAUUUUAUGCAAUAAGGUCUGACAUCGUGCUGUGUUAGAUAAAUCCAGUGAUCAUUUUUCCUAAUGGGUAGCUUUUUCUUAUCGGAUGCAUUGGAGCAUCAUUUUUAUAUGUGCUAUUGUUCAAUCACGGGAACUCCAGUGCUAAGAUUUCUCUUCAGUUUCGUAUGAUGCGUUUUGUUGAUGUAUUUCUUAGUGUUAUCCAAAAGCUUCAUCAGCCAGCUCAGAUUUUGAGGUGUUAUAUUAUAAAUGGAUUUCUUGUGUUGAAUUCUAGUAUUGUUAGAUUGGGUGGAAUAUUAAUAUGAUGAAAAAUAUAAAAAUGCUGGCUCAAGGGAAGUGGCAUAAAUGCAGAUGUAACAAAGUAAACUUUAACUGUCCUACUGGCCGUUGCAUCUCUUGUUUUUCUAUGUCAAGCCUUAAGCAAUUUAAACUAAAAUUCUUGGCUUCUUGAGACAUAGACAGAAAUGCACUUUGAUCUAUAUUAUGAUCAUCAUACAUAAUUUCACUUUUGAUCAAAACAGAAAUAGUUAAAAAAAAAAAAAAAAAAAGGAAAAAAAAAGUAAUCCUUCUAUAAUCUGUUUCGAGUAAAUGGAGGUGAAAUAGCAUGGUUGUGUCCUUUCAAUUAACGGAACAAAUAUUAAGGAAUUAAACUGAUUUACAGGAUUUUGAAAACUUGUCAUUGAUUUAUUUUUCUUCAAAUAAAGAUUACAAUAGUUAUUUUUAAAUUUUAUUAAAGAUGAAUUUUAAUAAUAAUAUGUUCAGUGUUUGGUUGUUGAAUAAUAUGGUUGCUUGUAGGACAUGACUGUUUCUGUACUCUGUGGACUGCUGCUCAUUCUCAGCACUUCUUAGGUGCUGCCUCACAGGUAUUUUAAAGCUUUAUGGAGCUGCAGUGGUGGGUUUCCAUGGUUGAGCUGCUAAACAUGACCUUGCAGAACAUUAUCUGGGAGUUUUCUGAUGAGGAAUUUCCACAUUCUAAAAACAUAUUUUACUCGACUGGAAGUCAUCUUUAGACUUCUCUCAGUAAUUUUUCAACAGUGUUGGGAAUUUGGAGAAGUCUCAGUCAACUGGAAACUGGCAAGUGUCCCAUUUUUCAAGAAGGGCAAGAAAGAAGACCCUGGCAAUUACAGAUCAUUCUGACAUUCACAGUUCAAUGCCUGGUAAAAUUACAGAGAAGAUUAUUCUGGGAGUUACUAUUCUGAAGAGUAUUCUGAAAGACAAUGCAGUCAUUAGUCACAGCCAACAUAUGUUUGUGAGGGGAAGCCCUGUUCAACAAACUUAAUUUUGUUUUAUGACAAGAUUAGCCAACUAGUUGACCAGGAGAAGCCAAUUAAUGUAAUAUUUUUGGACUUCAGUGAAAGUUUUAGUAAUGUCUCUCAUUCUAUCCUUCUGGAAAAAAAUGCCUAGCAUACAGCUAGACCAAAAUAUAAUGUGAUGGGUGAACAGUUGGCUGAGGAGUCAGGCUCAGAGGGUUACAGUAAAUGGGGUUACAUCGUGCUGGUGGCUGGUCACUAGUUGGAUUCCCCAGGGCUCCAUUUUAGAGCCAGUUCUCUUCAAUGUUUUCAUCCAUGACUUGGUGUAUCUUCAAGUUCUGCAUCUAAGUGAGUUGUGCUAGAGACUAGCCUGGGAGGAGCUGCUCAAUCCCUGGAGGCUGGAGAGGCUUUGCACAGAGAUCUUGGCAAAUUGCAGGGGUGGGCAAUCAGCAACUGCAUAAAGUUCAACAGGAGGAAGUGCAAUCCUGGCUCUAUUUACAGACUGGGCAAUGAGAGGCUGGAGAGCAGCCCUGCAGAAAAGGAUGUGGGGCUUCUGGCUGAUGGCAAGUUUAACCUGAGUCAGCAGUGUGCCUGAGCAGCCAGAAGUACACUGGGGUACAACAGACCCAACACUGCCACCACGUGAGGGUAAGGGUUGUUCUGCUCUGCUGUGGCUGUGUAGCCUUAUCACGAGCACUGUGUGCAGGUUUGGGUGCCACAGUAUGAGAAAACCAUCAAACUGUCGGAGAGCAUCCAAAGGGGGGCUACAGAAUCCAAGGGAAUAGCAUGGAACCACAUAGGGGGAGAGUUACGUGCGGGUUAUGGAAAGGUUCUUCAACAGAGGGUGGUGGGUGUGGAACAGGCUGUCUGGAAAGCAGGAACUUGAAUUAACUUCAAUCCAGUCAGUGGCAAUACACGUGUAAAUCUCUCCUUUGCUGUGAUUUUUCAUAUGACAGUAUGUGUGAGCACUGCUAGGCCUUGUGCUCCUGCGCUCGCUUCUUUGGCCUGUGUGUAUCUGGUGUUGUCUCAUGCUUUCCUGAGAGAAAGCAGGCUCUUGUGAUUUAAGCAGAGCCUGCCCUUUGGCACGUCUGCACAAGUUUAUUGCAGAGGUGUCUAUCCAUAUAUUGUGGUUCAAAUAAUGUCCUGUUAUGGGGAAAUACCAGAAUUUAUUUUGAUAGAACUUCAAAUAGCUCAGUUGUAAAGAUCAAGAAUCCCCUAAAUUAAAAUUACUGUAUCAACUUUGGAAAAAAAUCACUUCCAACUUUCCAUCUAUUUUUUUCUUUUUUUUCUCACCUAUAGUAUUCCCAGCAGCCCCAGAUCUUGCAGCAAAAACCCCAAACCAAUGUAUAUCCAGAUGGCAGCACUUGAUAAAAGACAUGGAGUACUUCAGCCUUGUUUCUUGGUUUUUCCUCCCUUUGUAUAACGGCUUAAAGAGCUGCAGGUUUGCGGGGUUAUGAUUUUUGCUCAGUAUGAGAAGAUGACACAGCAGUAAAAAUACUCUGCCUAACCUUAUCACCACGUGUUUUAAUUGUGUGUUCUUACCCUUAACUCAUAACUUAUGCAGAUGUUUCUUUAA